Dipodomys spectabilis (banner-tailed kangaroo rat) is the source of this 1904-nucleotide messenger RNA. RefSeq lists its product as uncharacterized. The transcript is spliced from 6 exons. The coding region runs from base 1 to 1473 and encodes 490 amino acids. Lineage: Eukaryota; Metazoa; Chordata; Mammalia; Rodentia; Heteromyidae. The record is from RefSeq and is a predicted model, not a curated record.
AUGAACUCUCAGCGUGAGAUGUUUAGCCGGGGACGCGGUUUAGGGGCGGAGGGUGGGAAUCGCUUCAAUGUCUAUAGGGGCCGCCGAGGAGGUCCCAAGGCACCUGGUCUCGCCCGUGAUUCAGGACCUCCACAAAUAGUCAGAGCCCACCCUGAGCCUCAAAGCUACAGGUUUGAGUCAGAGCCCAAGUUAGAAACAGUCUCGUCAGGAGCAGCUGAAAUUCAGGGUGGCAGGGGAGAAGCUAGCUCCUCAGCAAAAAAGAGGAAGGGUACUCUGUUUUCAGUGGUCAACUUCAAUGUUGAGGCUACGCUCAAGGAUCACAGGACCUACCAUGUGGCACGAGGCCAGGUCAGAAUCCCUAGACAGGAAAGCUGUGCUGCCAAUGUGUCUGCAACUUGGGCAGAAGCAGCCCCAGCCCCUAGGGGGAGAGGUGCACUGGCCCCCAGGGGGACAAGCACUCUGGUCCCUGGCCUCAUGGAAUCACAGCAGGCCUCUGCCACUGCUCCACAGCCCAUUAAGUCCAAGCCUCGCAGAGCUUGGGAGGAGAGAAAGAAAGCCAGAGAAGCUAGCAAGUUGGCCAGCCAGAACAUCCAGUGGUCCUCCUCUGACAAUGAGACUUCAGAAGAGUGUCAAAGGAAGCCGCGGAGAAAGCCACAGAGAAGGCUGCCCCAUACAUUGAGUCGUAGACGCCCAGCUGAUUCUGAGAGCCCCAAGGAAUCAGAAGGCAUAAGUGGAAGCUCUGAUGACCACAAUGAAGAUAUGCCUGAUGAUUCUCUACCCCUUUCUCCCGGGGAACUAAAGACAAUCAAAGAAAGGCAGAGAUGGCUGGAAGAAACUUCCUGUGACAUGCCCAGGGCCAAUCUUACAAAGAAAGUGGCUGAAGAGAAGAAAUUCCCAGAGGGUCCUUCAAGAGUUACUCUGGGGAGAAACACCCCUUCUUGGAGGCAGAUAAUGAAGACACCUCCCCUGGAAGCAGCUGUAUUACCCCCGAUCUCAGGUGUUCCUCCAUUUGGGGGUUCCAAGGCACCUUCCUCUCUGCAUCCUAGCCCAAAGCAGUACAAGCAAGACAGCAAUCUAAAGAGAUAUGGGGGUUGGAGGAGAAGGAAGUCCUGCUCAGUGGCUAGAGAACAUGAUGAGGCAAAUAGAGAUCCUGGUCUGCAGGCCCAGCUUUCAAAAUACAGGCCAGAUCAACCCAACUUGUCAAUGCAUGGGGGAGAAAUCAGCGGUGGUUAUCACCACACUAGAGACUCACCUGUUCAAAUGAAAUCACAGCCCUUCCCCCAGAGACAGCAGCGCAUCCCACCCACAGGUUCUGCAACUACUGAUUACCAGGAGCCACCUAUGCAUUCCCAUGGUCCAGAAAGGCCACAAGAACCAUCUGGACAACCUGGUUGUGCCCGGGUAAUAUCUUCUCUAGUCCCUGGGAAUGCUAGCCCCAACGAGAUGGUGGGCUCCUUGUCCAGGUUAAAUUAACACACACGCUUAAUCUUAUCAUAUACCCCUUGAAGAAAGGAAACCACCCUUUCUCUUGCACAGAACUGUAGGAUAUGGGAGGGGGUGUAAGGGCUCAGGACAAAGCAGAGGAUGAAGAGAGAGAGGAGGCCAGGACACUAACUGUUGUCUCUUUUUCCUUCUUCCUUACUGGGCUAGUGUCUGACGCUACAUACAGAUAUAGAGAAUCUCAAGGAACGAGUAGAGGCCAUUCAGUCCCUCACUGAGAAGUUCCAGUCGCUGGGAGAAUGAACACACCAUCUUCAAGAGAUACAGCUAGUACCUGUAGUCCAGAGUUGUCACCCACCUUCUUCAGUUGAGUUCUUCUUCAUCCAGUUUGUCCUUUUGACCCCUUGUUUAAGCCCUACAACCCCAGUUCAUAACAGCUUUAAAUUAAAAUGCAUUUUGUGUUC